AUGGUUGGAGAAACAACAGAUGGUUUAGAUAAUGGGAUUCUUGUUCCUGAUUCUGAAUCUGUUAUAUCAAGCAUCAAAUACCAUGCAAAGUUCACACCAUCAUUCUCUCUAGAAAAAUUUGACCUUCCAAAAGCAUAUUAUGCUACUGCUGAAAGCAUUCGUGAUAUGCUCAUCACUAAUUGGAAUGCCACAUACAAUUUCCAUAAAAAGAUGAAUGUGAAGCAAGCAUAUUACUUAUCUAUGGAGUUUUUUCAGGGCAGAGCAUUGCUAAAUGUCAUUGGUAAUUUAGAGCUUUCAGGAGCUUAUGCUGAAGCUUUAAGGAAACCGGGUCAUGAUCUGGAGGAUGUUGCUAAGGAGGAGACUGAUUUGAUGAUCGUCGACCUGAAUGAUGACCUGAGGAUUAGUAUCGGCGUAAAUCGACUGAGGCUUGGGCUUCAGUAUCAGCACAAAUCGAGUGAGGAACUGAAUGAUGAACUGAGGUUUAGUGUCGCCGCAAAUCGAGUGAGGAACUGA
Molecule: messenger RNA, 513 nt
Organism: Lactuca saligna
Lineage: Eukaryota; Viridiplantae; Streptophyta; Magnoliopsida; Asterales; Asteraceae
Source: the annotation of a GenBank genome assembly